CGGUUAUUUGAAAACAAAUGUAUAAAUGUAUGUUAUUUUUAAAUAUUAACUUCUGUUUAUAAAUUAAUAAACAAAUUAAAUUGAUAACCUUAAAAAUUCAUAAAUUACAUAUAGUUAUAAAAUAUACACACAAGAUCAAAAUAUGAGUUGAAAUUAGUGAAAAUCAUAUAUUGUAUAUGAGUAUAUAACAGUAUAAUAUUAAAUAUGUAAAGUAAUUUGUGUAUAAAGAUAUAGAUAAGGUGUACCUAUAUACAUAAAUAUAAAUAUUAGAAAAGCGUAUAGUUAAAAUUAUCAAAAAACGGAAAAAAAAUUUUCAAAUGUAUAUAAAGUAAGAAUAUUAUGACUGACGAAAUGUUGAAUUCAACGAAUUCUGUAGCAGAUCAUCAUCAUCAACAACAACAACAGCAACAACAACAACAACAACAACAGCAGCAACAACAACAACAACAACAUCAAAAUAACAAUAAUGAUGAGUUAAAUUUUACAACUUUUAUGGAUUUAUGUAGAUUCUGUUCAAUUAAGAAUGGUCCUAAUAAAAUACAUCUUUUUGAUAAAGAAGCUGAACAAAGAAAUUUACUAUAUAAAAUUAGAACUUUAUUACAAGCUAAUAUUGCAAAAGACGACUUCUUGCCAAAGAAAAUUUGUGAACGUUGUAUAAUUAAAUUAGACCAACUUUUUGAUUGGAAGAACACCUGUGUACAAGUAGAUAAUUCACUGAGAAGCUAUGCAGAGUCUAUGCGAACGGUAACUGCAACAAUAAACUUUCAGGUAACGCAAACACAGGACGGCACAGUAAACAUGGACAAAAUGACAGUGGCACAGAAAAAUUCUUAUUUAGAGGCACAUAUGGCUGUUCAACAGCAUAUGACUCAAGCUUCUAUGCAAUAUAAACAACAACAACAAAAUGAUGGCCCAAGAAAUGACAUGCAAGAUUCAAAUAGUACUAACCAACAGUCCUCACUCCAACAACAAGGAAAUAACCAACGGCAAUCUAAUAAUAAUAAUAAUCCACAACAAAAUCAAGCUCUGCCAACAACAACAGUAACACCAAAUGAACCUCAUAAUUAUGUAAAUGCAAUAAAAGUGCCUCAAGUUAGUUCGUCCAGUUCUGGAGGAGCUGAGAGUACAUUUACAGUUCCAGAUGAUGUCGGUAUGGGUUUCGAAGGUGGAGUCAGAGUCUUACAAAGUCUAGGAUCAUGGUCACCUGAAAUACCAUAUAAUAUACCUAGGCCAAAUUUAAUACCUUUUACAGAACCAUAUGUUGAAGGUGGUUCAAUGCAUCCUGCUAGUCGUUUAAAAGCAUUACAACAAGUACAACAAGCAUCCUGCGGUAUUAGGAAGACAAAUACAUCUAAAACAACACAUAAAGCUUUUGAAUGCUCUGUUUGUGGAAAGGGAUUAGCUCGGAAAGAUAAACUUACAAUCCAUAUGAGAAUACACACAGGAGAAAAGCCGUAUAUUUGUGAGGUUUGUAAUAAAGCUUUUGCUCGCCGUGAUAAAUUAGUCAUACAUAUGAAUAAAUUUAAACAUGUGACGCCAACAAAUAUCGCUCCAUUAGGCAAAAGAUUUAAUAAUCUGGUUAAAAAGAAAGAACCAGAUGAUGAUAACAAAAAUUCAUUAGAUCAAAUACAACAUCAUUCGGCACAACAUAAUAUUGCUGUAGGAAAUCCAAGUAAUCAACAUCCUCAAUCGAGUACAGCAAUUCCUGGCAUAAUAAUUCCACAUCAUCAUGAACCACCUCAAUUAUCUUGGACAUGUGAAUUAUGUGGUCGAAUGUUUUCAACCAGAGACGAAUGGUCAUUACAUGCAAAGAGUCAUUUAGAGUAUUGACAUCAGGAAAGGGCCAGUAUUGAAUCAAUUACUAUACCAACAUUUCCAAUUUCUUUGGAAACAAAUACAUCAUUAACGGAUCAUCAUAAACCUAUACAUAAGAAUAUUAAUAAUAUUAGCAGUAAUAAUAACAAUAAUAAUAAUAAUAUUAAUAACAAUAAUACCAAAAAUAACAGUAAUAGCAAUAAUAACAAUAAUAAUAAUAAUAACAGUAAUGAUUCGGUAGCUCAAAAUAAAACAAAAAAAUUAAACAGUAAUAAUCGUUAUCGAAAAGAAAAAUCUUUAAAUAAUAACAACAGUAACGAUAAUAACAACAACAAUAAUAAUAAUAAUAAUAAUAAUAUGAUUUCUAAUCUUCCACAUUCACAAGCACAGCUGCAGCACAUUCUAAGAACUGAAGAUUCAAUUAUCGAUCAGCAAUCAUCAUCAAUUUAUAUAUCACCUUCAACAAAUGGAUCUUCUGUUACGGCACAUGUAGGUCAACUCAAUAAUUCAUCAUAAAAAUAAACAGUUAAAUCCUACAAUCUAAAAUAAUUUGUAUACCAAUUUUUAAAAUUAUAAUUGUUACAUUUGUUUAUUUAUUUUGUUAUAACAGUUAAUUGUAUAAAAAAAAUCCGGGUUAUUUGCUCACUAUUUUUAAUAAUUGAUUUCUAUUGUAAUUUACGAGUAUAUUCAAAUUUCUGUUUUUCUGACAACGCAAUUUGUUAUUUUUGUUAUCAUUAUUAUAUGCUAUUAUAUAUAAAAUUAUUAUUAUAUAUACUCUAUAAUGAUUAAUUUAAAAAAUGAAAUUAUAUUAUAUAUACUUACAUAAAAUAAUAUAGGUAUAUAAAAAUAUAUAGUAUGUAUAGAUAUAGAUGUAAACUUUAUAAGUUAAGCGACAAAUUAAAUUG
Molecule: messenger RNA, 2720 nt
Organism: Condylostylus longicornis
Lineage: Eukaryota; Metazoa; Arthropoda; Insecta; Diptera; Dolichopodidae
Product: early growth response protein 1
Exons: 6
Coding region: 340-1830 (496 amino acids)
Biological process (GO): regulation of transcription by RNA polymerase II
Cellular component (GO): nucleus; chromosome
Molecular function (GO): zinc ion binding; chromatin insulator sequence binding
Source: RefSeq, a predicted model, not a curated record